Molecule: messenger RNA, 1077 nt
Organism: Penicillium argentinense
Lineage: Eukaryota; Fungi; Ascomycota; Eurotiomycetes; Eurotiales; Aspergillaceae
Product: isopenicillin N synthase family dioxygenase
Exons: 1
Coding region: 1-1077 (358 amino acids)
Molecular function (GO): dioxygenase activity
Source: RefSeq, a predicted model, not a curated record
AUGGUUGCACCGGCUACCGACACGCUGAGCAUUCCAAUUAUCGAUCUUGAUCCUGCGCGCUCUGGGUCUUCGGAGGAUACUGCUCGCGUCGCGAAAGAUGUCUAUCAGGCCUUUAAGCAUGUCGGUUUUGCUUAUAUCAAGAACCAUGGGGUUCCGCAGGAGCUUAUAGACGAGGCUUUCGAGUGGGCAUGUUUGCGUUCUAUUGCCAUCAUAGAAGUGAAGCUCAUCGCUAAUGAAUACAACAGAGCCAAAGGUUCUUCGCACUCCCCCCAAUCUGCCAAAGACAAAGCUCCCCAUCCCCCGGAAGGCUGGUACCACCGCGGCUACUCAGGCAUCGGCCGAGAAAAGGUAGUUCAGAUGGUCUUCGACAAGGAAGGAAUAGCAGAAAAGCGAAAAACACCCGACGUAAAAGAGUCCUUCGAGCUCGGCAACGAAACCGACGAGCGCAUGCCAAAUAUCUGGGUUCCCGAGGAAGUCCUCCCCGGCUUCCGCGCUUUCUUCACCAAAUUCUUCGAAGUAUGCUACGGCGUCGAACAGCUAAUGCUGAAAACUAUCGCCAUUGGAAUGGGCCUUCAAGAAGACUUUUUCCUGAAUUACCAUCAGAAUAAAACCAAUCAGUGCAGGCUUCUGCAUUACCCGCCCGUGGAAGAGGAACUUCUUAGGCUGGGGAAGGCUGAGAGAAUUGCCGCACACUCGGAUUUCGGGACUAUGACUAUCCUCUUCCAGGAUCCGGUUGGCGGGUUGGAGGUGGAGGAUAUUCAUGAGAAGGGCAAGUUUAAUCCUGCGCCGUUUAUACCUGGCACGGCGGUUGUAAACAUUGGGGAUCUGCUUAUGCGUUGGAGUAAUGAUGAGCUCAAAUCGACGCUCCAUCGUGUGAGGGCUCCGCCACUUGUUGAUGAUUCUGGAUUGAGUGGUCGCAUGACUCGUCCGAGAUAUUCGAUUCCCUAUUUUGUUAGUCCCGAUCGGGACCGGGUUAUUGACUGUCUUCCCGGGUGUUUUGGGCCUGGAAGGCCGAAAAAGUAUGAGCCUAUUACUAGUCGAGAGUAUAUCUCGAUGCGGAUGAAUGCGACGUACUAG